Molecule: messenger RNA, 2441 nt
Organism: Helicoverpa zea (corn earworm)
Lineage: Eukaryota; Metazoa; Arthropoda; Insecta; Lepidoptera; Noctuidae
Gene: dos
Exons: 11
Coding region: 171-1598 (475 amino acids)
Source: RefSeq, a predicted model, not a curated record
GCUUGCAACAUUUUGUUCUGGACUGAAUACGGAAAAAAUAGAAAAAUAUUGGUGGCAGUGGCGAGGUGAACGUUUAUAGCUUGUGAAUGUUACUUAUUCAGCCUCACAGUAGCAAAACACAGUUAAAUAUGUAACUUAUUUUUAAUUGUAAAGCUGUCACUGUUGAUAACAUGUCGAAGAAUAUAGUUUUUGAAGGGUGGUUAACAAAAUCUCCACCGAACAGGCGUAUUUGGCGAACGGUGAGCUCAACUUUAGCUUGGCAUUUUACCUUUGUUGACAGAUGUGUUUUUUUGCUUAUUCAGCGUUGGCGAAGGAGAUGGUUUGCACUGCGCCAGUCGGGUGAACUGCCUGGGCAAUAUUUCCUAGAUUACUAUGCCGAUAGAAACUGUCGCCGGCUCAAGGGCACCAUCGACCUGGACCAAUGUGAGCAGGUGGAUGCUGGUCUGCAUAUGGAACGCCAGGGCCAGGCCCCCUGCAAUACAAACAUGCGUGGAUCCGUGUUCACGAUUCAGACACAACGACGAACCUACCACUUGGAGGCUGAAUGCGAGCAGGAGAUGGAGAAGUGGGUCGAUGCAAUCUGCCGCGUCUGCGGUCUGCGCGCCACGGAAAGUGCAACCCGCACUCCUGCUAGAACCAGAGUCCAAGAACCCUAUGAAAAUAAUACCACCGCUACGACCGCCUUCAAUGAUCACUACGAGUGCGCCGAUGGCACCGGCCCGUACAUUCCGAUAUCGGAGUGCAUCACUGGGGUUCGCGCUCAGGACGAACAGAGAGCUUUCACGUUUGAUACUAAGAAUAUAGUGGUGAGCACUCGCCCGGAAGGGCAGCAGUACACCAGUCAGCCACACAUUCGGAUCAACUCGGAGCUUUCGGAGAACGACUCCAACAUGAGUGACGAGGACGAUGGCUCCUUGCACGCUAGUCACCAGAACUUAACAGAGUGGGCUGUAACCAAAUCCUUUACCAAGCUCGCUGUGUCACCCAAAAAGAAUGGUUCCGAAGACGGACCACCUGUCCCACCGAGACCGCCUAAAACGUUUGCCACUAGACCUAGGGAAGUCGCUCCUAAGGAAAUCUUUCAAGGCCCAAAAAUACAAGAGCCUGUCGAGUUCCCAGACAAUGCCCAACAAGGUCAGAUUCGGCGAACGCAGCGCCGCAUGUCCCAGGGAGCGCCCGCCUCCCCGCGCCCGCUUGUCAUACCCGUUAUACGAUGCCCUGAAGAGGAGGAGGAAUUCUCACCUGGUCAUGCGUCGCUGCAGUAUUGCAACCUGCCAUCCUUACCGCCGGCGGUAGACCGAGCUCUGAAGCCACGCCAUUCAAGCCACAGCAUCGGCCAUAUUAAUUCUAUUAUGGCACAGGGUGGACUCAAACUAGCCGAUGAGAUGAAGCCAGAUGUUCUUCAAUAUCUUGAUUUGGACCUUCACACGUCGAAGCCACCACAGGGACAGCAGGCACGCAAGCCGGUCGAGAUCGCUCAUGGUAAGUCGAUGUCUUCAGUAGACACAAAUGCGUACAAAACAGUUGAUUUCCUGAAGACGGAGGCUUUCAACAUCACCCGCCAGGAUGCUGAGGCUUCCAGAAAUUGCCAACACUAGCAAAGAGCCCAAGCGAGGAGCGACCGGUCGAGGUCCGCCAGCUCCUUGUUUCGCCGCUAAACACGACACGUGUUACCAACGGGCCUCACAAAUUCCAAAAACUGAAUUAUUUUCUUUCUCUAUCCUAUUUUCCAGUGACGUGGCAUUUAAAUUGGAGAAAAAGACUUUGAAAGCUUUAAAAGAGUUUACGGGAGCUUUAAAAGUAUUGAAUGUUAGGGUUUGGAUGUUGCUACGUUUUUAAUUUGCGCUUUCACAGUUAUUGUAGAUGGAUAAAACAAUGCUUAUGGAUGGAUAAACUAAUGAUAUGGCUAAUAUAAACCUGAAUGUUUAAGCUCUAUAAAUAUUUCCAAACGCAUUUCAAGUUUGCGUGUAAUUAUGUCAUAGAUUUCUGAUAAUCUCUUCUAUGCGUAAAUAUGAAUGAUUACUUCAUCUCAGUGUUUUCAUGAUAUGUUGACAAGCUGGAUUUGUCUGCAUAUUAAACUUAUUUAUAGUAAGAGACUUUCGGUUUACAGAUAAACUUUGAAGUAUUGUGUUUUGUGUACUUAAUAGCGUGGAAUAAUACGUUUUGCGUUACAAUGCAUGACAGAACUACUUAUAGCCUUUAUUAAAUUUUGUUACCAAUAUGAUUAAUUUUAUUAUAAGCAAGCCUGCUUUGUAUUUCAUGUUGUAAAUAGAUUUUAAGAAAUAAUAGAUAUUUAAUUGAACAUACUACUAUUAUGUACUCCAUCUAUUUAAAAAUACAUAUAUUUCAAGGAAAAUAUACAGGGUGUGUCGUUCACAAUCACAUUAAAUCCUAUCGUAUAUACUCUAUGAUAUUCUAUGGCGAAUUGUAAAAAAAAUAAC